UUGAACAGGAAGGCGGACAUGUUUGUGGAGGGCUUGUGAGCCUGGAGUAUCUUUGCCAACACAAUCUUCGCCUAUCAGCUGUACAACAAUCGGGAGGCCUGCGUACUUCAGACACAGUGAUAUUGGGGGGAGAGCGUAGUGCGGCCGCGGUGACAUGUCCCAUUGGCCCUUAUAGUGAGUCGUAGGAGAGUCAUUCCGUGGGGCGCUUUGGGUGACAGCAAGCUCAGUACCCGGCAGUGUUACACUGUGUCGUCAGUAGUUGGGAAGACAGGGGCGGGCUGGAGUUUAUGUGUCCGGAGGCCCUAAGGGAGGAUGUCGGGUACCAUCCCACCGAACAGCCCGGCCCUGAGGCGGGAGUGAGGGCCAGAAUCACGAAAUCACGGGGAGGUAGAGAACCGUUUCCACUGACAGGCGCGCAGCCAUAGCACGGAAUUCAAGUCGCUGUUAGCCUCCAGUCUGACAGCCUGUCACUGUUCUGGUCAUGUCUACCGGGGAGAGCUUCGAGUCCCGCUAUGGGAGGAUCGAUGUCAUGUUGCGGGAUCCCAAGUCAGAGGUUAACACAGAUUGUCUGCUGGAUGGUUUGGAUGCUUUGGUGUAUGAUUUGGAUUUCCCUGCUUUGAGAAAGAACAAGAAUAUUGACAAUUUUUUAAACAGAUACAAGGAUACUAUAAGCAAAAUACGAGAUUUACGCAUGAAAGCUGAAGAUUAUGAAGUUGUAAAGGUGAUUGGCAGAGGUGCUUUUGGGGAAGUUCAGCUGGUAAGGCAUAAAUCAACUAUGAAAGUGUAUGCAAUGAAGCUUUUGAGUAAGCUAGAAAUGAUAAAGCGAUCUGACUCUGCAUUUUUCUGGGAAGAAAGGGAUAUAAUGGCAUUUGCAAACAGUCCAUGGGUUGUACAGUUAUUUUAUGCUUUUCAAGACAAUCGCUAUCUUUACAUGGUAAUGGAGUACAUGCCCGGUGGAGAUCUUGUUAAUUUGAUGAGCAACUAUGAUGUUCCUGAAAAAUGGGCUCGCUUUUACACAGCUGAAGUUGUUUUAGCUUUAGAUGCCAUUCACUCAAUGGGCUUUAUUCACAGAGAUGUGAAACCUGAUAAUAUGCUUCUGGAUAAAUCUGGCCAUUUAAAACUAGCUGAUUUCGGUACAUGUAUGAAGAUGAACAGGGAAGGAAUGGUACGAUGUGACACUGCUGUCGGAACCCCUGAUUAUAUUUCUCCAGAGGUUUUAAAAUCACAGGGAGGUGAUGGCUACUAUGGAAGAGAAUGUGAUUGGUGGUCGGUUGGAGUCUUUUUGUACGAAAUGCUUGUAGGAGACACACCCUUUUAUGCUGAUUCUUUGGUUGGGACAUAUAGCAAGAUAAUGAACCAUAAGAACUCCCUCUCAUUUCCAGAGGACAGUGAUAUCUCGAAAGAAGCAAAAAACUUGAUUUGUGCUUUCCUCACUGACCGGGAGGUUCGGCUUGGAAGGAAUGGAGUAGAAGAAAUAAAGCGACAUCUUUUCUUCAAAAACGAUCAAUGGGCAUGGGAGAAUUUACGAGAUACUGUAGCUCCAGUUGUUCCUGAUUUGGCCAGUGACACUGACACAAGUAAUUUUGACGACUUGGAGGACGAUAAAGGAGACGAAGAAACCUUUCCAAUACCGAAAGCUUUUGUUGGCAAUCAGCUUCCUUUUGUAGGGUUUACAUAUUACAGUAACAGACAGUAUUUAUCUGAAUCUGCAGAAAGUCCUAACGACAACAGAAGCAACUCCAAAAUAGAUAACAAACUGGUGGAAAAUCUGCAGAAAAACAUCUAUCAGCUUGAGGAACAACUGCAUAAUGAGAUGCAGUUAAAAGAUGAAAUGGAGCAAAAGUGUAGAAUGUCAAACAUAAAGCUAGACAAAAUAAUGAAGGAAUUGGAUGAAGAGGGAAAUCAAAGAAAAAACUUGGAAUCACUCAUGUCUCAGAUUGAGAAAGAAAAAAUGUUGUUACAACAUAGGUUGAAUGAAUACCAAAGAAAGGCAGAACAAGAAAGUGAGAAGAGGAGAAAUAUUGAAAAUGAAGUAUCUACUUUGAAAGACCAAUUAGACGAUUUAAAGAAGAUAAGCCAUAACACUCAAGUUACAAAUGAUAAGAUAACACAAUUACAAAAACAAUUGGAAGAAGCCAACGACUUAUUAAGAACGGAGUCUGACACAUCAGCAAGGCUAAGAAAAAGUCAAACAGAAAUGAGCAAGACAGUGAGCCAGUUAGAAGCACUAAACAGGGAGCUUCAAGACAGAUGCAGGUUAUUAGAAAGUGCCAAACUACAGUUGGAGAAGGAUUUUUACCAGCUACAAGCAGCCUUUGAGUCAGAACGAAGGGACAGGAGUCAAGGAUCUGAAAUGAUUGAUGACUUACAAGCUCGAGUGGCCUCUUUACAAGAAGAGCUAAAGCAUCUCAAAAGCAAUCUUGAAAGAGAAGAAAAGGACAGGAAACAAGUACAAGAUCUUCUCAAUCAUUCUGAAAAGGAAAAAAAUAAUUUAGAAAUAGACUUGAAUUAUCAACUAAAAAUAUUGCAAGAACGACUAGAGUUGGAAAUUAAUGAGCAUAAGGUGACAAAGGCACGGCUGAGCGACCGGCAUCAGUCGUUUGAAGAGGAAAAGUCAGUUGCUAUGUGUGAAAUGGAAAAGAAAGUGAUGGCAGAAAGAACGGCAAAGGAGAAGGCUGAGAAUCAGAGAGUGGAAAUAGAGAAGCAAUGUUCAAUGCUAGAUUUUGACCUCAGACAGUCUCAUCAGAAACUGGAACAUCUUUCUCAUCAGAAGGAGAGAUUGGAAGAGGAAGUAAGACAGUUAACAUUACAGCUGGAACAAGAGACUAAAAAGAAGAUUAUGACGCAGAAUGAAUUGAAAGUGCAAGCUGUUGAAGCUGAUAACUUGAAGGGAUCUGAAAAGCAGUUAAAGCAAGAAAUUAAUACAUUGUUAGAAUCAAAAAGGUUGCUGGAAUUUGAGCUGGUUCAAUUAACAAAACAGUACAGAGGUAAUGAAGGUCAGAUGCGGGAACUCCAGGAUCAACUUGAAGCAGAGCAGUAUUUUUCAACACUUUAUAAGACUCAGGUUAAAGAAUUAAAGGAAGAAAUUGAUGAGAAGAGUAAACACAAUCAAGAACUUGAGAAGAAGUUACAUGAGUUGCACAAUGAAAAGGAGGCUCUUGCUGCACAGUUGGAUCUGGCUUUAACCAAAGCUGAAUCGGAACAACUUGCUCGGGCACUUCUGGAAGAGCAAUGUUUUGAACUGUCUCAAGAAAACAAAAAGCUAUCUAUGCGAAGCAGGCAAGAUAUUACUGAGAAGGACCAUACAAUUUGUAAGCUUGAAGAAACAAACACCACCUUGACUAGAGAUGUUCAGGCUUUAACUAAAGAAAAUACUGAAAUAACAGAAAAAGUCAGAAAAUUUGAAGAAGAAUAUCGAGCAAAGGAAGAAGAAAUUGCCAGUAUGAAACUUACAUUUGAGAAGACUAUUAGCACUGAAAGAACUCUGAAGACUCAGGCUGUGAACAAGCUUGCUGAGAUCAUGAAUAGAAAAGAUUUUAAACUGGACAGAAAGAAGGCAAAUACACAAGACUUAAGGAAGAAAGAAAAGGAAAACCGAAAGUUGCAACUUGAUCUAAACCAGGAGAAGGAGAAGUAUAACCAGAUGGUGGUAAAGUUCACGAAAGAAAUGGAUGAAAUGUUGAUGCAAUUAACUGAAGAAAGCAACCAUAAGAAUGAUCUACAGAUGCAGCUUGACAGUAAAGAAAGUGAUUUAGAACAAUUACGUGCUAAGCUCGCUGAUAUUCAACUAGGCAUGGAUUCGACCAGUGUUGCCAGCUUGCAGCCAGAUGAAGCAGAUGGUAUGAUAGGUGAAUCAAGGAUUGAAGGUUGGUUAUCCGUACCUAACAGAGGAAAUAUUAAAAGAUAUGGAUGGAAGAAGCAGUAUGUUGUGGUUAGCAGUAAAAAGAUCUUGUUCUACAAUGAUGAACUGACUAAAGAACAGUCCAAUCCAUCCAUGGUACUAGAUAUAGAUAAACUUUUCCAUGUCCGACCUGUUACCCAAGGGGAUGUGUAUCGUGCAAAUUCUGAAGAAAUACCUAGGAUAUUUCAGAUACUUUAUGCCAAUGAGGGAGAAUGUAGAAAAGACCCAGAAUUAGAUCCUAUACAGCCAGUUGAGAAAACAAAUUUUCUUAGUCACAAGGGCCAUGAGUUCAUUCCAACACUUUACCACUUUCCAGCAAAUUGUGAAGCCUGCUCCAAACCACUGUGGCAUGUUUUUAAGCCACCACCAGCCUUGGAAUGCAGGAAGUGCCAUGUCAAGUGCCAUAAAGAUCAUCUUGAUAAAAAAGAAGAGUUAAUAGCACCCUGCAAAGUGAGCUAUGAUGUGACUUCAGCAAGAGAUAUGCUUUUGUUAGCAUGCACUAACGAAGAACAGAAAAAGUGGGUGACUCACCUUGUGAAGAAGAUCCCUAAAACACCUCCUUCCAACUUUGUUCGUGCUUCUCCAAGAACCGUAUCUACUAGGUCUACAGCAAACCAGUCCUUUCGAAAGUCUGCAAAAGCUUCUUCAGGAAAAGCCAGCUAACCAUCAUUGCCUGGUGUUUGCAUAACAUGAAGUUUGGCUUCUUCCAUGUCACAGAGCAGUGAUAAAAGUCUGCAAUUCCUUCAGCACCAGUAUUCUAGGCUCUAAGGGUUAAGAUUGCUGUACCAUUUGCCUUGCUUUGACACUGAAAGCAUGCUGUGAGGGUUAUUAUUGCGGGUUUGCCUAAAGGUAGAUUAGAUGAAAUAUUACUAUGUAAUGCAAAUAAACCUAGGCUUAGCUUUAUAUAUGUUCAUAUAUAUUUAUAUUAUUAAAAUCAUUAUAAAGGUGCAGCAAUUUUUGAUCUCCAUGAAAGCCUGCUGGUCAUGGAGGGAGGGCAUGUGUUCCUAGAUAUGAGAAAGGAGCUAUUAGCCAUUAAAUAGGCUGCUAUUUUUUUAUCAAGAGCCUAGCACACAAAACAGGAUAUAUAUCUCAAAAUGAGAACGUAUUCAUUUACAGUCCUUCAGCUUCUUGUAAACUCAAUUUGCAGUCUUCAGGAAGUACCGAGUGACCACUUGAUAUCUAGUGCCUUUUUUGUUACAUCUCUUGGCAGCCUUACGGCGGAAGCAUUAGCAGAAAAAGAAACCCUGUAUUAAGUUGUACACAAUACUAUACAGUUGUUCAUCAAGGUGAAAGGUCAAGACAUUCUUUUUAACUAUGCAUUUUUGCCAAGCCAUAUCAAAUUGUGUUUACUACAUCGAGGCAUUAGAAACUAACAGUAGAGAAACAAGUUUUGUGUGUUUUUUGGGUACAUCAUUUCGUUAAUUUUGUAAUGUAUUGCCUUACUGUUUUUAAUUAUAACAAACAUAUUCGAUUUGUAUGCACUGUGUGAAAAUUGUAAAUUAUUGUUAGAACACUUUUAUUUGGUAUUGCUUUGUUUUGUUAGUGCCUUAAUUUGAGGUUUUUAUUUUUUGUUUUACUGCCAUGAUUUUAAACAAAGGGGUCAAAAACGAGUUUUCUUUUGUCAAUGCUCCCUCUUCUCAGUUUUUAUCAAACUGAAAUGCAUUACAUUAUUAUAGGUUGAUGCAUGUAAUUCAAUAAAAGACUAUUUGUUUAGAGAAAGCCAUAGAAAAGCUAAACUAUGUGAAAUAUUUAGUAAAUACACAUUACAUUAUCCUAAGUGGAUCUAAAACAGAUUUUAUAGAUGUUGGUUAUACAUUGUUUGUUCUUUCUGUGCUUUCUCUCUACAAAUUGUUGCAACGCAUAUCAUGUGAUUAAUAUAUAGUCACUGUUUGAAACUACCUGCUAUGUUUUUUUUUUGUUUUUUUUAUAAUGAAAAACUCUGCAGAGCAAAGAAUUGCAAGCAUUAAAGCAAACAAGGAAAACAUUUUUAUGAAAUUUUGGUAAUAUAGGAAUUUUAUAUGAUUCUGCUAAUCGGGAUCAGAAUUACAGGUAUAGGCAAUAAUGGUUUUUAUCUUUUUUAUUUUAUUUUUUUACCAAAUACCUCCUAAAUAAUUUAUAAUGGCUUUGCAGUGUAAUAAAAAUAAAAAAAGCACUGGAAAACUGAUUUGUCUGAAGACGAUUUGCAUGUUCUAAGUAGUAUUUAAAUCUGCACUGAUGGAUAUGUAAAAAUAAACAUGUCUGUUAAUAUGCAAAUGACUGUGUGAUCAUUUGAACAGAAAUAAAGUCUAUUUAUGGAACGUU
This is a messenger RNA of Bombina bombina (fire-bellied toad), 6202 nucleotides long. It is a transcript of the gene ROCK1, whose product is annotated as Rho associated coiled-coil containing protein kinase 1. Gene Ontology annotation, biological process: regulation of cell junction assembly; Rho protein signal transduction; peptidyl-threonine phosphorylation. The record is from RefSeq and is a predicted model, not a curated record. The transcript has 33 exons. The coding region runs from base 482 to 4564 and encodes 1360 amino acids. Gene Ontology annotation, molecular function: small GTPase binding; Rho-dependent protein serine/threonine kinase activity; ATP binding. NCBI's taxonomy places the organism in Eukaryota, Metazoa, Chordata, Amphibia, Anura, Bombinatoridae. Gene Ontology annotation, cellular component: cytoplasm; cytoskeleton.